AUGCCGCCUGCAAAGAAGCGCCCGUGCCGGCGCUGGCCGUUCGUGCCCGCCGAGCGAUUUCCUUCGUAUCCGCGCCUGGCGCCUCGCCUCAGGGCGUUCAUUCGUCAACAAAGACAGCACUUGCGGGCGGAACUCGUCCGGCGUCGAGAACAGCAGUACGAGAGCGCUGUCUGUCUGUCGAUACGCAGCGGGGCAGAGCCGCCGUUUUGUGUCGCGCCAAAGCCAGGCGCUCCCGAUGCAGGCGCGGAGAGUCGAGGGCGCGUGGCCACAGAAGACCAGAGUGGAGGCGCUCCUCGCUCUCUGCAGAGGAAAAGGCCCUUUGAGGAGACGAAAGAGGAAGAGUGCUGUCCGAAUUCGCCAGAGAGAGACGAGGCGCAACCGCAGUCUCCUGGUGCGUCGCCUGCGCACCACGCGACGCGGUCUGGUCUCGGCCCGCGCGACGUGCGCUGCGCCCCCGUUUCGCCGCGUCAAAACGCCGCUUUCCCUCCCGAUGGCUCUCCAUCCCGGUCCCGGGUCGCCGACCCGCAGUCGCCUGUCUUUCGGCCGCGCACUGACGGCGCUUCGUCCAAGCAGGGAGGCGCCAAGCCCCUAGGGCCCAGCGGCAGUGCGGCGUCUGUGCCUGGCGCCGCGGGUCUCUUCCCCUUUGCUUCUCAUCGUUUUCUUCCUCCGCGGUCGGAGCCGGAGCGGGCGGUCCGGCUCGGCCUCCUCCAGCGACAGUUGCUCCUCAAGCGGCAGCUGCAUGCGCGCCUGGUAGCGACCCUCGGAGAAGUUGAACGGCGGUACGAAAAUUUCGUGGAGAUCUCCGCGAUGGAAGAUCGAGAGUCUGCGCAGGAGAUCGAGGAGGAGGAGCAUCAAGCACACAUCGAGAAGCAACAAGACGAGCUCGAGGCUCUGCAUGCAUCGAUGGAGAAGCGCCGCGCUUCUCAGAGGGCCGACCGGGAACGCAAACUUCUGCACGAACGGCUGACCCGCCAGCGGUGUCGGGAAAGGCGACGACGUGCACAAGAGGAAGAAAUCCAGAACGUCACCAGUGGAGCGCCGCCGUCGAUCUUGAUGAAGGAAUUGACCGCUCUGUCGGCCUUCGUUGCAGGCGGCCUCCCUGCAGGCGUGGCUGCGGCAGCGUUAUUGGGAGGCAGAAGGCUUGCAUCCUCCGCAGAGACUGCCCAGACACCCGGCGGAGCUCUUGCUGCCGCAGAAGAUUUCCGGAACUCGGACGCUGCGGAGUUUUUCGCACAAACUGCGCGGCCAGAUGGCGCCAGUGCUGGAGACAGGAUCGGCAAACCCAUGCCUGAGAACUUUCGCGGACGUGCGCCAGGGUCGGAGGACGGCCUCUACGGGGCUGCGGUCUCUGCGGGGAACCCGGAAGCCGAGUUCGGCGCUCCCCAGGCAACUUUGCAUUCGCGGCAUGAUCCAGCGUCAGCUUCACGCACACCUGCGCCUCAGCGCCUGCUGACGCGCAUGGCGCCUGUUGGCCCGCUCCUGCGCAGCUCUCCACGGAGCCUUUCCGGAGCUGCGUCCGGGUGGGGAGUCGCCCAGAAAGGACCGGGCGGGCCUGGCGAGGCAGGACCGCUGAGCGGGUCAGGCCUCGCCUCGUCGGGCGGAAGAGGAGGCGGACUGGGCAGAAAAGGCCUUCGACACCGCGGAGGAUCUCGAGCAGCCUCGGCGACUGCGGCGGCAGCGGCAGGCGGUCCAACCAGCAACCUGGCGAUGCUGCGCGGUCUGGGCGUCGGAGUCGGCGGUCCCCCUGGAGGUAAAGCCGCUGCCGUUUUGGUCGGUUAUGGCCAGCAAAAGCCUGUGGCUGUGAAGGCGGGGGGACGCGGCGGACGUUGCUCCAUGCGAGGCCCCGGCCGAGGCGGCAGUGCAGCCAAACGCAGCCUUCUGGCGCCGGCGGGAAGCAGCAGUGGAAAGGUAGGCGCUCCCGGAUCCGGACCGGGAGGCGGAACUGCGUCGCCGGACGGGUCUUCUGGUGCGUUUGCACCCGGCGUCAGUGGGGCCGCGCUGUCUCCACUGCAGGUCGCGUGUCCGCCGGCGACUUGGAACCCUGUGGUGUCAGGGAAUGGAGGGACUCCUGGGCAGCCGCAGCAAGUUCUCCUGCCUGCAGGCCUCACUGCCUCUCACCUCGCCGCCUUCAACGCGAACGCCGCGGCGCUUCAGCAGGGGACCACCGGAGCUGCGGCGGGAGCGGGGUCGGGCAGCGCCUCCACGUCUGCCGGCCAAGCCUCGGCCUCAGCAGUCGGUGCUCAGCAGCAUCGAGGACAUCUCUCAGGCGGUGCCAGCAGCCGCCUGUCGGCUGCAGCUCCGGGAACGCAGCCAAGCGGCGCAGGGGCGGCUGCAGGCUCUGCCUUGUUGUCGCUCGCGAACACGCAGGGGAGCGGCGCGGGUGGAACUGGAACUGCAAGCGAAGCAACGAAUUCAGCAGCUGCGGCUGCCGCAGCGAUGCGGCCCCUAAUUGCGGCGGCAGCAAGUGGGUUGCACGCGAACCACUUCCUGCUGACGGGCUUGAAUCCCCUCGUGGCAGCUGCGAAUGGACAGGCCAGAGCAGGACCGCGAGUGUCCCCCGGAAGUGGGGUAGCCGGCAGUUCACUCGGUGCAGGGCUGGGAUCCGAGGGGAAGGCGCCGCUGCUCGUCGAGUUGCAAAAGUUGGCUAGCGGAGGCGGCGGUCUGUCGGAGGGAGCGUCGCAAGCAGGAGUUGAGUCUUCAACGUCUGCUCAGAACAGCAGAGCGGCGGUAGCCAGGGCCACGCCCUCGGUGUCGACCUUGGCCGGUACAGCGGCAACAGUGGGGCCGUCGACAAGCUCUGCGGCGAGCGCUGCAGCGAAUCUCGUUGCGGCUGCAGUGUCUCAGCAGAAUCGGCAGCAACAGCACGCGGGAGCAUCAGGCGCCAGUGGAGGAGGCGGGCCAGGCAGCGUCCGCGGUGCCGGGGUGAAUCGAAACGCUUUGGGAGCAGCGGCUGGACAACUGUCCGCCGCCUUGGCCGCUGUCGCUGCAUCGAACGCGACUGGGUCGUCGACCGGCAGCCAGCCUCAGCUCCUCACUGCGAUGCUUCAAGCGGUUGCAGAUGCGGUACGGGCAGAGCAGCAGAGACAGCAGCUGUUGCAGAAACAGCAGCAGCUUCAGCUUCUUCAGCAACUGCAGCAGCAACCCCAACUGCAACAGCAGCUUCUCCAGCAGCAGCCGCAAUUCCAGCAGCUGGUUCUUCAACACCGUCAACAACAGCUCUUACAGCAGCAACAGAAAUUGGUCCCUCAGCAGGCACAACUGCAGUUACAGCUUCAACAGCAGCAGCUGCAGCAGCAACUGCAACAGCAACUGCACAUGCGACAGCAGCAGAUCUUUCAGCAGCUGCAACAGCAGCAGCUGCAACAGGACCAGCCUCAGGAGCCGCCUCAGCCACUGCCGAAACAGGUUAAUCAGCUACAGCAGUCAGACCAAUCCCAGCUUCAACUUCAGCAACAACUGCAGCAGCUGCACGUGCAGCAGCAACUCCAGCAGGCUCUGCCGCAGCUUCUCCAACAGCGACAACAGGCAGAAGAGGCAGGAGAAAAUGUGUCAGGGGCAUCAUCACUGCUGGGCCAAAUCUCCGACGUGCUACGCAAGGCAGCUGCGACGCAGUCUAACUCUGCACUUGCUGGUCCGGGAGGGAAUCUGCAAGCUCAGGCGAAGUCUGUACCAGCCGCAGAUUCGAAGCGGCCACCAGUUCUGGGGUCCGUCGCAAGUCUUGCCCGAGCACAGCAGACGUUGCUGGCGGGAAGCGCAGAUGAUAGUGUGUCUCUGAGGACGUCUCCAGGGGUACAAACAGCUGGGGCCAGGCUCGGGUUCGGUUCUGGCGAGGGUACUUCUGGCUGA
Molecule: messenger RNA, 3846 nt
Organism: Neospora caninum
Lineage: Eukaryota; Apicomplexa; Conoidasida; Eucoccidiorida; Sarcocystidae
Exons: 1
Coding region: 1-3846 (1281 amino acids)
Biological process (GO): regulation of actin filament polymerization
Cellular component (GO): plasma membrane; cortical actin cytoskeleton; actin filament
Molecular function (GO): actin filament binding
Source: RefSeq, a predicted model, not a curated record